CGCAAUUCCAACGCACGAAGAACAAUAAAAAAUGGUGAACAAUGUCCAUUGCAACUGCAACUGCAACUGCAACUGCAACUCAUCGCACCGCAGCACUUCGCAUCCUGCCUGAACACAGAGGAACUCGAAUGUGCCAGUUUGUUUGAAAUGGGAAAUUCAAAGACGAAAUCGCCCGUUACAGCGCCGAGAGGUCGUCGAGCGACAAUGAUCGCCUUUCUGCUGGGUCUGUCGGUUGGAAAAGUGUUCUUCUCGUUUUCAACUUCGAUGUCGUCCUUCCGUGAAGAACGUUCCACCGUCGACUUUGCGCCACCGCAGACGUCGCAAGGGUUGCAAAAACAAACGCAAAAACAAACGCAGGUGCAAACGCAGGUGCAAGACGCCUCGGAAAGCAUGCACGUACGCCGCCCGUUUGACGCCGAGGGGAACAUUGGGAUCGUUUCCAAGAAGGACCCGUCCUUUUUCCGUGCUUUUCAGGAACAGAUUGAUUCUAUGGACGACGAAGCCCGKUGCGACCGAUAUCAAUUCAAGCUAAAGAGCAAGGACAAGGAAUUCCGGAGAAAACGACCGAGGCGGAUCUUUUUUGGUGCGCUGGUGGCAACGGAAACCUGGGAACUCUUCGACAUUGUUUCCACCGAGGCCUACGGAAUAUAUGACGGAAUCGUGCUGGUGGAGAGCAACCGGACGCAGAACCUCCACCCGCGGAAUCUCACCCACUACAACCAAAAAGARAAACACGAGGCGAUCAUUGGAGAACUCUUUGGGGUACCCUCGCACUCGGCGAAGAUWCGCUUCUGGAGCAACGAAGACGAAGAUCUGAGUGAUCUUCCACGCGAGAGUGCCCAGCGAGACGAUGUCCUGAACGGAUGGAGGGAGCUAGGGAUGCAGCCGGACGACGUUGGGAUUUUGUCGGACAUGGACGAAGUGCUUACGCGAGACUUUUUGCGGGCCAUCCAGGUCUGCGAUGUCAUCGACGAGAUUGACUAUCGCUCUCACGGGUGCCGACCGGACAAGAUGGGAUUGCGAACCGUCACACAAAUCUACGAGGGCUCUCCCGAGUGUGUCACCGACGAACGCUAUGGUUUUCAGCCAUCUGUCUUCUCGGGGCACUGCAUCGAGGGCAUCGGUGACCCAUCGGUGCACAAGUCCCCACCGAGGAACCGCGAAGGCGACAGGCUUGGGGGUUGGGGGCAGUCCGAUUGGGACGAUUCCAAGCCAUACACCCCGUCGGCCAACGGGGGGGAUUUUCGAACCACGGGAGGUGCACGCAACAUCAACUUGAUCGUGCCGGAGCGACAAUUGAAGACAAAACGACACUACAACGUCUACACGGCAUAUCAUUUUCACAAUUUCUUUAGCAAGGGGAGUACAAUUCGUUUCAAAUACAAAACCUAUGGGCAUCCCAACGAAGAUGCCAACMUUGUCCCACUACAAGAGCUGCAAUCCGAUCUGGCCAUUAUGGUCUACUGUGCAAAGAAUGAGRCUGAUCCGGAGGAAGCAGAAUUCCACCGCGUUGUCGGUGGUUUCGAAAGCCUGGACCCUUUCACACCUAUUUAUUUCCAGGAUGCCGAAUAUCGUUUUCGCAGACAGGAGUUUAUUCAAAAACUGGUUCGUGACGAUGAGAAUGACCAAAAAAAGAGAAGGGAGGAAGAAAUGGAAGAGAGAAAAACGGCGGCACUCGCCAACAGGUUACAGCGGUUUGGAAAUCAUUUGAGGAUGGCCCAAACUCCUACAAAUCUUGAUCUUGCGAUACAGAAACCUGCUUAUCCCGAAAGCACAAAAGUGAGCUGGCGAUGAUAGACGAGACGAGAUAACCGAAUCGAAGGAGUGACAGGCCACGAAGAUUGUAAAYCAAUUGUUCUUCUUCCCUUGAAAAAGUUGCCAACAUACAGAAACAUAUGGAACAAGUUCAUUCUCUUCAUCCAUAGCUCGCUUCCGCGCCGGUUCCAACCACAUUUCUGACGGGACCAUAAUUUCUGGCUACACAGAAAAGCAGCUGGCGUACAAAACGACGAUGAGCUGCUUGGUUUCCAGGGAUAUCCUUUCGCACGCUCUGCUCGGUUUUCAACUUAUGAUGCCUAAGAUAUGCUUCAGCGACGAAAAAUGGACACACCACACCUGUUCUAUCAUCUUCUGGACACAAGGUUACGGACACCUCUUAUCCGUUCUAUACCUCGCAAUUUUCUCUCGACCCAAACAGUCGUGUCUGGCUUCUCGUGUGACACAGUAUUGCACAUGGUCGUGCCUCGAUAGAUCGAAGCUGCACGCAUGCUGUAUGUCCCGACGUCACUUAGUACCAAAAGAUKAAUUAUGUUAACUUUAUUUGUA
This is a messenger RNA of Pseudo-nitzschia multistriata, 2325 nucleotides long. NCBI's taxonomy places the organism in Eukaryota, Bacillariophyta, Bacillariophyceae, Bacillariales, Bacillariaceae. The record is from the annotation of a GenBank genome assembly.